CAAAAGAAUAAAAUGAAACCGAAGGAAACAAAAAAAAGGUAGAAAAGAAAAAUCAAACAAACAAAAAUAAUUCAUCCUUCUCGACUUGUUAAAAGUUUAUAAUCUUAAGACUAAGAGGUCUGCAAAAUUUCGGUUUCCGCAGAGAGAGGGAGAGAGAGAGAGAGAGGGGGGGGGGGGAGGGAGAGCAUUAACGUUUUUCCCCGUUAAUGGCGGUUACUUGGUUUCGCUGCGGCCACUGAAAACGGAAAAUUAACUCGUGUCUAAAAAUCCCUGAACUGGAGGUGAAAUUAUAGUCUUUCACUGGACAAAUUAAAGCAUUCAAAAUUCAGCGACCAAGUUCAGGGGGUGAUUUGCCCCAAACUGGGGAGUACUCUUUUCCUGUUGCCCGGAGGGUGAACUCUGCCAGUGCCAUGAUGAUGGGAGAUGACGUUGAGAAUGGUAAUUUGGGGCCUUACCUAGAUAGGCCAAGGACAUUUCCGAACAUGCGUAGUAAACCAUAUACCCCCUUGAUUUUUCGAAUUCUCAGGGGAAUUAAUGUUCGUGUUCUUGUUAUACUUCUCUUUUUGGGCUUCGGAUAUGUCUUUUACAUUGGAGCAAGUACUUCUCCAAUCAUUGUUUUUGUCUUCUCAGUUUGCAUUGUCAGCUUCCUUUUGUCAAUUUAUCUUACAAAGUGGGUCCUUUCCAAGGAUGAAGGGCCUCCAGAGAUGGCUCAGAUAUCUGAGGCUAUACGUGAUGGAGCAGAAGGAUUCUUCAAGACACAGUAUGGUACUAUCUCCAAGAUGGCAGUGUUGCUAGCACUAGUGAUCCUUAGCAUAUAUUUGUUUCGAAAUACAACUCCUCAACAAGAAUCCUCAGGCUUAGGAAGGGCAACAUCUGCAUGUAUCACUGUUGCUGCAUUUCUAUUGGGGGCUCUAUGUUCAGGUGUCGCUGGGUAUGUUGGGAUGUGGGUAUCAGUUCGUGCAAAUGUUCGAGUCUCUAGUGCUGCAAGACGGUCAGCUAGGGAAGCAUUGCAGAUAGCUGUCCGUGCUGGUGGUUUUUCUGCCUUGGUGGUUGUUGGUAUGGCUGUGAUUGGUAUAGCCAUCCUUUAUGCAACAUUUUAUGUUUGGCUAGGAGUGGAUUCACCUGGUUCAAUGAAGGUUACAGAUUUGCCUCUUCUUCUUGUGGGAUAUGGUUUUGGGGCUUCAUUUGUUGCCCUGUUUGCUCAGUUGGGUGGUGGAAUAUAUACAAAAGCAGCUGACGUUGGGGCAGAUCUUGUGGGAAAAGUGGAACAAGGAAUACCUGAAGAUGAUCCUAGAAACCCGGCUGUAAUUGCAGAUUUGGUUGGAGACAAUGUUGGUGAUUGUGCUGCUCGAGGUGCAGAUCUUUUUGAAAGCAUUGCAGCAGAGAUAAUUAGUGCCAUGAUACUUGGUGGAACAAUGGCUCAGCAUUGUAAAAUUGAAGACCCGUCUGGCUUCAUCCUGUUUCCUCUUGUUGUGCACUCAUUUGACCUGGUGGUAUCAUCAAUUGGAAUACUUUCAAUUAGGGGUACACGUGACUCCAAUGUGAAAGUUCCAUUAGAGGAUCCAAUGACAAUCCUUCAGAAAGGAUAUUCUGUUACAAUAAUUUUGGCUGUUCUGACAUUUUUUGGGUCUACUCGGUGGUUGCUUUAUACUGAACAAGCACCUUCUGCAUGGUUAAACUUUUCCUUAUGUGGGUUAGUUGGUAUUAUUACAGCGUAUGUUUUUGUCUGGAUAACCAAAUAUUACACUGACUACAAGCAUGAGCCUGUACGCACAUUAGCGCUUUCUAGCUCUACAGGACAUGGGACUAACAUUAUUGCUGGAGUCAGCUUGGGCCUGGAAUCGACAGCAAUUCCUGUUCUUGUGAUAAGUGUAUCUAUUAUUUCUGCUUUUUGGCUGGGUCACACCUCAGGGCUUGUGGACGAAACAGGAAGUCCAACUGGUGGGCUGUUUGGCACGGCUGUAGCUACAAUGGGAAUGCUCAGCACUGCUGCCUAUAUUCUAACCAUGGAUAUGUUUGGUCCGAUAGCUGAUAAUGCUGGUGGAAUUGUAGAGAUGAGUCAGCAGCCAGAGAGUGUGCGAGAGAUUACUGAUGUUCUUGAUGCUGUCGGGAACACCACAAAAGCUACCACCAAGGGUUUUGCCAUUGGAUCUGCAGCACUUGCUUCUUUUCUUCUGUUUAGUGCAUAUAUGGAUGAGGUUUCAUCUUUUGCACGUGAACCUUUUAAACAGGUUGAUAUUGCCAUUCCUGAGGUUUUUAUUGGUGGAUUGUUGGGUUCCAUGCUUAUAUUCCUAUUUAGUGCAUGGGCCUGUGCUGCUGUUGGCCGAACUGCUCAGGAGGUUGUUAAGGAAGUGAGAAGACAAUUUAUUGAGAGGCCGGGUAUCAUGGACUACAAGGAGAAACCAGAUUAUGGUCGCUGUGUUGCUAUUGUGGCUUCUGCAUCUCUGAGGGAAAUGAUAAAACCUGGUGCUUUGGCUAUAGUAUCACCAAUUGUAGUUGGUUUUCUAUUUCGAGUUUUGGGACACUAUACUGGGCAUCCUCUCCUUGGAGCAAAAGUAGUAGCUGCUUUGUUGAUGUUUGCAACAGUUUCUGGUAUUUUAAUGGCUCUGUUUCUAAACACAGCUGGUGGUGCCUGGGAUAAUGCAAAGAAGUUUAUUGAGACUGGAGCCCUUGGUGGCAAAGGCAGCGAAUCUCAUAAAGCAGCAGUUACUGGAGAUACAGUGGGAGAUCCAUUCAAAGACACAGCUGGACCAUCACUUCAUGUGCUCAUAAAAAUGCUUGCUACCAUAACACUUGUAAUGGCGCCAGUGUUUCUCUGAGACUUUCGUUUGUUUAUAUAUAUAUAUUUGAUGGAGAGUUGAGUAGCAGGCUGCAUACCAACAUACAGGCACCCAUCACCGAGUUAUUGUUUGGGUAUUACUAUUUUGCACAUACACAACAGAUUGAUUGAUAGAUAGGUAGAUAGGUAUUUGAUGUCUAUCAUGGCCGUGGCUGCCUGUCUCAAUUGAUAGCCUCACUAAAUCAUUUUCUAUCUGAAACAAUAAGAGGUGUUUAUAGAGUGCAGUGCAGUGCACAUUUAGUAUUUUCAGUUAAACGUUUGUACUUUGAUAUUCCAUUUUCAAGUUUUUAAUGCAUUUCUUAACUUUUACCCUCAAA
Molecule: messenger RNA, 3156 nt
Organism: Gossypium raimondii (Peruvian cotton)
Lineage: Eukaryota; Viridiplantae; Streptophyta; Magnoliopsida; Malvales; Malvaceae
Product: pyrophosphate-energized membrane proton pump 3
Exons: 16
Coding region: 411-2819 (802 amino acids)
Biological process (GO): proton transmembrane transport
Cellular component (GO): membrane
Molecular function (GO): diphosphate hydrolysis-driven proton transmembrane transporter activity; inorganic diphosphate phosphatase activity
Source: RefSeq, a predicted model, not a curated record